CUCUGAAAUCAAAGACCUCAUUCAGUAGAAAUUCCCCUGUGCUUCUUCUGGGAAAAUGUUACCAUUUUAAGGCUGAAGAUGAGGACAGUCUCAGAGACGCCUGCUAUGAAGCCUCCGAUGACGACUUCGUCAUGGGGAACGUUGAAGCUUUCCGAAAGGAUUUUGCGUCGCGAGUGUGGCUCACCUACAGGGAGGAGUUCCCUCCUCUGCCCGGCUCCGCCCUGACCUCCGACUGUGGCUGGGGUUGCAUGCUGAGGGCGGGACAGAUGAUGCUGGCUCAGGCACUUAUUCUGCACUUCUUGGGCAGAGACUGGACCUGGUCGGAGGCGCUGACGCUCCAGCCCUUAGACGCAGAGACAUGGACCUCCACUGCAGCCAAACGUCUGGUUGCCUCUUUGGAGGCUUCUCUACAAGGUUCCCAAGGGCCCUCUGAUCCAGGGUUAAAACACAUGCGUCAGGCCCAGGGAUCUGCAGAGGAGGCAGAUGCACAUCUGAAAGCGAUGUACCACCGCACACUGGUGUCCUGGUUUGGGGACAGCCCCUCGGCUCAGCUGGGCCUCCACAGGCUGGUCCGCUCGGGCCUGACGAUGGGGAAACAGGCAGGGGACUGGUAUGGACCUGCUGUGGUGGCACACAUACUCAAGAAAGCUGUCGAGGAGGCGAUGGACCCUGGCUUGGCAGGUAUAACUGCCUAUGUCUCCCAGGACUGCACAGUGUACAGUGCGGAUGUCGUUGAUAGCCACGGGGCACCAGCAGCAGCAGCGGGGCAGCCCUCCGCCGAGCCAUCAGACGACCCUCCUCCACUCCAGAAUGACCAACCAGCGUCUACCUCCACGCUGCCAGACAGCCGAGCGGUCAUCAUCCUCAUCCCCGUGAGGCUGGGAGGGGAGAAGACCAACCCUGAGUAUUUUGACUUUGCAAAGAGCAUACUGAGCCUGGAGUACUGUAUAGGCAUCAUCGGAGGGAAGCCCAAACAGGCCUGCUACUUUGUAGGAUUUCAAGAUGACAGCUUGAUUUACAUGGACCCUCAUUACUGUCAGUCUUUUGUGGAUGUCAGCACCAGCGAUUUCCCUCUGCAGUCGUAUCACUGCCCCUCACCAAAGAAGAUGCCUUUCAGCAAGAUGGACCCAAGCUGCACCAUUGGUUUCUACUCGAGAAGCGUCCAGGACUAUGAGAGGAUCAGCCAAGAGCUGUCUAAGGUGCUGCAGCCGUCAGCGAAGGAGAAAUACCCGGCGUUCACUUUCGUGCAAGGUCACGGCAGAGAUUACGACCUGUCUGCGGGACUGACCCCAGAGAAGAGAGAGUGGCCCUUCAUCCGUGACCCGAGGAGGACGGUCACCACCGCUGGGGACUUUGUGCUGCUCUGACAGCACUGUUUUAAAAGACUAUACCGACAGGGAAGUUCCUCUUAAGGUGCAAACUGCCACGUCUGUUGUGACACUGAUGGUUUUUUUUAAACUUCGGUCAUUUGUUCUCCCAAUUCGUCCUGGAAACUUUGUUGCUGGGCAAUUUUAGACAAAACUGCUGUUUAACCGGUUGCCCAGUGAUAUGAGUGCACUGAGUAAUUUGUCUGGAACACAGUGUUGAAUUUAAUCUCCUAACAUUUUAAUAUACUCAUCCAGGAAAUAACAGCUUAUAAGGGAACACUGUUCUUUUAGCACCGUUAUUCGUAUUACUAUGGACUCAACUUAUGUUGAAAGCGACUUUGUCACCAGGUUUUUAGGAGAUUUUGUGACGGAUGUUGAAGAUUCCAUUGUAAUAAUCACCAGGUCCAGUUCAGCACUCCCACGUUAACACGCUUUGUAAAUUCAGGUGUCAUGAAGCAGUGUUGUCUAACUUUUAAAGGUCUGUAAAGUACUUCACCUGUAGUACUUAGACAGAGAUUCUCCAGUGUAGUUGUCAGCAGUGGCCUGAAGUUGAAGAAAAGCCAUAAUGAAUAAAUCUCUGAAGACAAACAGAGAUAAUUAACUUAACAACUUUAAAACAUGAUAAAUCUUUCACCCACCUGAAAAAACCUCAACCACAAAAGCACAUGUUUUUUAAGUGCACUCCAUAUGUGUCGUUUCUUUUAUUCACACUCGACCUCAUUCUGUCUCUUAGCAAUAAUCUGAUUGUGUUCCUGUCUCGCUGGUGUUAAUUGUGACUGAGUCGUACUGCUGCCGUGAAAGUGACCAGAGGUGGAAAAAGAGGUGGAGGUGAUGAUGUGUUGUGCUGCACCUCACUAAGCACUGCCUGUUAUCAAUUAACCUUUACAACAGGAUGGGUUAGUUGUAAUUGUAUGUACUGUAUAUAGAAAAAUUCAUUCAUAUUCUGAAAUCAGUUUCAGGGAAUUGCAGUACAGAAAUAUGAUAUAAUUUUUCCAGUCAUGUAUUAUUAUUUGUAUUUUGUGUAUAACUGAAAUACUUUGGUCGAUUAUUUCAAAGCAUUUUGUCGAACAUGUCAUUUUAUGUUUCUCCUUUUUUUUUU
This is a messenger RNA of Paralichthys olivaceus (Japanese flounder), 2466 nucleotides long. Lineage: Eukaryota; Metazoa; Chordata; Actinopteri; Pleuronectiformes; Paralichthyidae. The record is from RefSeq and is a predicted model, not a curated record.